This is a messenger RNA of Spirodela intermedia, 756 nucleotides long. The record is from the annotation of a GenBank genome assembly. Lineage: Eukaryota; Viridiplantae; Streptophyta; Magnoliopsida; Alismatales; Araceae.
AUGACUAUAAAGAACCAACGAUUCUCUCUUCUUAAACAACCUAUAGCCUCUACACUUAACCAGCGUUUGAUAGAUCAUCCAACCCCGAGCAAUCUUAGUUAUUGGUGGGGGUUCGGUCCGUUAGCUGGUAUUUGUUUAGUCAUUCAGAUAGUGACUGGCGUUUUUUUAGCUACGCAUCACACACCUCAUGUGGAUCUAGCUUUCAACAGUGUAGAACACGUUAUGAGAGAUGUUGAAGGGGGCUGGUUGCUCCAUUAUAUGCAUGCUAAUGGGGCAAGUAUGUUUCUCAUUGUGGUUUACCUUCAUAUUUUUCGUGGUCUAUAUUAUGCGAGUUAUAGCAGUCCUAGGGAAUUUGUUCGGUGUCUCGGAGUUGUCAUAUUCCUAUUAAUGAUUGUGACAGCUUUUAUAGGAUACGUACCACCUUGGGGUCAGAUGAGCUUUUGGGGAGCAACAGUAAUUACAAGCUUAGCUAGCGCCAUACCUUUAGUAGGAGAUACCAGAGUGACUUGGCUUUGGGGUGGUUUUUCCGUGGACAAUGCCACCUUAAAUCGUUUUUUUAGUUUCCAUUAUUUACUCCCCUUUAUUUUAGUAGGCGCCAGUCUUCUUCAUCUGGCCGCAUUGCAUCAAUAUGGAUCAAAUAAUCCAUUGGGUGUACAUUCAGAGAUGGAUAAAAUAGCUUCUUACCCUUAUUUUUAUGUAAAGGAUUUGGUAGGUCGGGUAGCUUCUGCUAUCUUUUUUUCCAUUUGGAUUUUUUAA